AUUAAAUUGACCAAUAGGAUUGAUGCUUCAUUCGCGACAGAUCAUCAACAAAUGUCAAUUUUAAAUAUAAAGUAAUAUGUGCUAAAAUAAUCGUAAAUAACCGCAUUUUGAAGAUGUCUAAGCAGAAUGAAGAAUACUUGUCCGCAGAGGAAUUGCGAAAUAGACUCUAUCACAGUCUUCGCGACAAAGGUCUUGUGAAUUCUAUGAAGAGCCAACUACGUACAAGUCUAGUCAGUGAAUUAAAGAAGUCAGUCAAUGGCAAGUUGUCUAUCGAGGAUCUGGAAGUGCCAGACUCUGGCUCCCUUAUUCACCGAGCUUCCAACUCACUUGUAGCUGACCACCUGCGUAGCUGCAAAUAUGACUACACAUACAGUGUCUUUCUACCAGAAUGUGGCAUUGACAAAGCCAAGAUUUUAUCCAAUGAAGAUGUGCUACAGCUGCUCAAGAUUAGUCCACAGUCGCGAUUGUACAAGAAAAUGGCAUCAGCUCACCCUGGUCAGAGCAGGAAGGGAUUUCUGUGGCAGCUUCUUAGUGAGCUGUGCUAUCUACACAGCCAGGCCAGUAACACAGCCUCAACACAGACUGACCUUAUCAAGGUGGCUACUGUCUCCACACUGGAUGAGAAGAUGAGUGUGCUGGAUGAGCUGUUUAGUUCCCGUCGGGAGGAGCAGUACCGCACGGGCGCCACAGCACUCGAGGACCGCCUGCUCAAGUUCCAGAGACACCUCGAGGAGAGGUGCAGGAAUGAGAUGAAACUUGAGGUGGCACGGGUAAAGGAGGACGAGGUUGCUAGGAUACGAUUAGAGGAAAAGGAGAACUUUCGUCGGGAGUUGGAGAAAGCUCGGAAAGAUUUGGAAAGAAGCUACCAGGCCAAAUUUGAUGCUCUGGUUGUGAGAGAAAGGAAUGCCGCAGAGCGCUUACAGAGAGAACAAGAAAUGCAAGAAAAGGAGGUUUACAAUCAGCGCCAGUCCAUCCUGGAGGAGAUAGAGGCAGUGAGACAGCGUGAGGCCUCGAUAAAGAGGGAGUCUGAAGUCUUCUCCAGGGAAAAGAAGCUCAAUUCAGACAGAUUGAAGGCUCAAGAAAAUGAGAUUCGCACACGUGAACACGAGUUGUCCAGAAAAGAAAUUGAGUUUGCACAGAGGCUUGAAAAUGAAAUGACAAAAUUCAAGGUUGAAUACCAAGCCAAGUUUUUGGACAGAACACAGAAUAUAGAGAUCAGAGAAGCAACACUGAGAGAGAAUGAGAAACGUAUAGGGGAGGAUCAGUCUAAGAUAGAUUCACUGAAGGAGGAGGUCAGAGACAAGUCUGCCAGGGUCAAUGAGCUAGAGGCACAUCUACAGGAGUUGAGACACAAGGAAAUCAAUGCUAGCAAGCACAACGAGUUCCUGAAUGCAAAGCUGCGCGAUAUGUGUGAUUAUGCCACAAUUAAAGAGCAAAACAUCACAUACAGGAAUGAAAUUGAGAACUUAAAAACACGCAUGGCUGAGAUAAUGCAGUUGAAUGAGCGAGAGAGAAUAAGGCAGGAAGAGCUGCUGAGAGAGCUUCGUCGCCCGACCUCGAUGCCUGAGUACCAGGAGAGACGGGAGUCCGGCUGGGAGAGGGAGUCCUACAGGGAGCAGAGGGGCCAUAGCAGGAGAUAUGAAACAGUAGGUGGGUCUGAUCCACUAGUGCGUCAGUUUGAGGCACAAUCACUUCAGGUGAAAGACCUUAACCAGCAACUGGAUGACUUGAAGCAAACACUCACCUACACACAGAAAGCCUUACACAAUGAAGUAUACAGAAAACCACAGGAUGGUGACGUAUCCAGGCUGGUUUCAUUCAACCUCUCUCACCGUUCAGGAAAGAAGUCUGCUAUAAGUGACAAUGAAAGUGACCUUGACCUUAAAAUAGGAGGUCGAAGGUCAGCCCACAAAGGUCGCAGCAGAAGUCCCAGGGUGGACAGAGAUGAUGUGUAUAAUGAUGUUGACAUAGAUGAUUUAAGUACUCCAAAAGUCUCGACAGAUUUCACCUCAGAUGCAGAGGAAAAUUCCAACCAGUCUGCAGACAUUGUUGCUGAAACCAAAUAUAGACUGAAGAGCUUGGAGAAAGAAGCCCAGAACUUGGAGAAGGCUUAUGUGGAGUUUCACUACCAGCUCACCAACCCUUCCUCAGUACCAGACCCUACCCGGCCAGCAUUCAGGAAAUCUCUCAAUGAGAAAUCAGGGAGCAAAGGUCACCACAUGCCAAGCCCCCCAGCCAGUCCUAUAGCCGCCGCCCGCCCGCUGUCUUCCACCCCCUACCACCAGCCGCAGACAACCUCUGCAGCAGACGGAGAUGUCAGCACUGACAGUUUAACAGAGCUCAAGGGUUCAUCCUCCCUGCCCAGAAAGAAGGGAUCAGGGGGUCAGGAAGGGGUGCCCAGGUUUAGUCUUUCAGAUGUCUCAGAUGAUGAGGUGAAAGCAAAGAAAGGGGGAGAUCGUGUGGAGAGGCCACGGCCCAUCACAGUGGAUGACCUUGAGGCACGACCUGGCUCCCCCAGCAUCAUGGUGGUGCAGGCAGACCCCAGCAGUGAGGAAGUUCAAGUCUCUGCCACUGGUAGCCAGCCUUCCAAGCCGGAGCAGCCAAGAACAGUCACCCAGCCUCCAGCCAAGUUACCUCCCCUGUCUCUUGACACCGCCUGGAAAAAGCCAGCCCUUGAUGAUGCCUGGAAGUCAGAAGAGGCUGAGCGCAAGAAGUCUGAAGCGGCCGAUGCAGCGUGGCAGGCUGAGCAGGCAAGGAAAGAGGAGGAGCGUCGGCGUCGUGAACAGGAGGCCUGGCAGAGGGAGCAGCAAGAGCUGGAGGAUCUACAGCGCAAACAGCAGGCACAGACCAAACCUGCCACCCCAGAACCAGAAGAGAAGUCCGAGAAGACGGACAGCAUAGACCCUGUGAUGAAGCAGUACAUGGAGCGGGUACAGCAGCAGAAGGCUGCCCCAGCACCCAAACAAAAGGAGUCUGAAAAGUCGAUAUCACAGAUUGAUGACCUGUCACUAACAGAUGAAGUUAAGAGUGAAAUGGAGGCUGAGGCAGAGUCUGAUGAUGACUUCAACUGGUAGAGGAGGAGGCUGACAGAUCGUUUGUGAGGCUGAGACAGAGUCUGAUGAUGACUUCAACUGGUAGAGGAGGAGGCUGACAGAUCGUUUGUGAGGCUGAGACAGAGUCUGAUGAUGACUUCAACUGGUAGAGGAGGACGCUGACAGAUCGUUUGGAAGAAGCUUGUGUCAAAGAUUGACGGCAGACUUGAUUGGAUGUAGUUGUAUUUUAUUGUUUUAAGGAUAUGCAUUUGGAAAGGACACGUUGCUCAUUUGCACCUCUAUUAAUUUGCAAAAGGUUGUGUAUACAUGUGUAAGAGUUUUCUGCUGCUGCUGCUUUCAGCAGUUUUUUUAAUAGUAUUAUUGUAUUUUAAUAUUUUUACUCAAACAGGAAAUACCUACUGAAAAACAGUGUGUAUUUUAAGGAAUUCUAAAACCUGUUGUAUGUAGAUCUAGUCUAUUUUUGAUGCAGAGAUAUGUUAGAUUUCAGUACUUUGUCUUACUUUAGAACUGGAUAUAUCUUCCUGUUCAGCAGUCUAGAAAUAUGCUACCAUGAUAUCUGUCAUAUACUAGUAUCUGUUAUUCCUUCAUUUAUCUCAAAAGCUGGUAUUUGAAACGUGAUUGUUCAAACUGUGUGUUUUUGGUACCACACCAGAUAAAAAUACUUCUGUCUUGCUUGUAUUCAAUAAGAUCCUACGGGAAAUCUUUACUUAAUCUGUAUUUAAGAGAUAUUCUUGGUCACAUUUUCUACAAUAAAUCCAAUGUUUUCCUCUAACAAGGAUAAUAGAGUAAUAAUUUUAGCAAUAUUUACUUACUCAAAACAUUUGAAUGUAAAAAGACCUUAACAGGAUGUAGCUUUUGUUUUUAUGAAAUCUUGAAUUUGAUUUGGUUGAAUAUUUAUUUUUUAAUAAUAUCUAUUUUUAACGUACGCUUUAUGUAGGUAGCAUUAUUGUUUUUAUUCAUUUGUUUUUACAGUUUCGAAAUAAAUUAAUCAUGUGUUAGAUGAAAAGCAUACCAUGCAGUUAUGUAAUUUUACUAAAUAUAAGAGCUAUCUAGUUGCAAUCAUUUGCAUGUGAUACCUACAGAUUUGUUUUUAUUUCAAUCUGAAUAUGCUUUGUUUUGUUAUGAUGUAUUAUUAUGCGAU
Dreissena polymorpha is the source of this 4194-nucleotide messenger RNA. Its product is annotated as centriole and centriolar satellite protein OFD1-like. The record is from RefSeq and is a predicted model, not a curated record. NCBI's taxonomy places the organism in Eukaryota, Metazoa, Mollusca, Bivalvia, Myida, Dreissenidae. Gene Ontology annotation, molecular function: protein binding. Gene Ontology annotation, biological process: epithelial cilium movement involved in determination of left/right asymmetry. Bases 114 to 3074 code for a protein of 986 amino acids. The transcript has 27 exons. Gene Ontology annotation, cellular component: ciliary basal body; centrosome.